UUUUUAGAUCACUUUGAGAGUAUUUUUGUAUGUUUAAUUCAUUGAAUUUACCUACAUUGAAAAUUUUAGAGUAGCAGCUACCAAUAUUUUUGCAUUUCCAUUCUCUUAAAAAACACCAGAAAAAUGUCUUCGUCCGAGGAUCGUUAUCGUGAGAGCCGCAAUCGUUGCUUUGCGGAUGCCAUUGUUAAGACAGCUGGCGGCAUUGUGAUGGGUGCCACAGUCGCCCUGUUGUUCCUGCGUCGUCGUCGCUGGCCGGUCUGGAUUGGUGCAGGAUUUGGCAUUGGACUGGCCUAUCGUAGCUGUGAGAGGAACAUGAAGGCGUUGAAGUGAAGAAUGCAGCCAAGUCCUUGCAGCGUUUACUGCUGGGAAAGCAAUUCGAAAAGGUGUCAAGGAAGUACAUUUUGUUGUUUAUUUUUAGUAUUUCCUACGAACUCUUAAUGCUAACCUCGCAACAUACUUUCAGUUAGUCUCGAGUGCCAUAAACAUUUGUCAUAAUUAACA
Messenger RNA from Drosophila obscura, 501 nucleotides. Its product is annotated as MICOS complex subunit Mic10-like. The transcript has a single exon. Lineage: Eukaryota; Metazoa; Arthropoda; Insecta; Diptera; Drosophilidae. The record is from RefSeq and is a predicted model, not a curated record. Gene Ontology annotation, cellular component: MICOS complex; mitochondrion; mitochondrial inner membrane. Bases 124 to 330 code for a protein of 68 amino acids.